This is a messenger RNA of Salarias fasciatus (jewelled blenny), 2004 nucleotides long. RefSeq names its product transcription factor jun-D. NCBI's taxonomy places the organism in Eukaryota, Metazoa, Chordata, Actinopteri, Blenniiformes, Blenniidae. Gene Ontology annotation, molecular function: RNA polymerase II cis-regulatory region sequence-specific DNA binding; DNA-binding transcription factor activity, RNA polymerase II-specific; transcription factor binding. The transcript has a single exon. The coding region runs from base 246 to 1097 and encodes 283 amino acids. The record is from RefSeq and is a predicted model, not a curated record. Gene Ontology annotation, biological process: regulation of cell population proliferation; regulation of transcription by RNA polymerase II; regulation of cell cycle. Gene Ontology annotation, cellular component: transcription regulator complex.
AAAUGUGGAAAACGUAAUUUCUGCCCAAUGCGCGCGCUCCGAUGUGACAUAACGGAACGUGCCAGGGUAGAAAAGCUCGCGGCGGUGCGCGGGCGUGCAUCCAGACGCAGCUCGGGCGCGGGAGCGGGAGCGUGUCCCCCAGCAGCCUGAACCACGGAGCAGACGUUUCUCUGUCCUCGGCUGUGUGGCGGUAUGGGCAGGACGCCGCAGUGAGCGCCUCUCGCACCUCUGACUCGCGGAAAAUAAUGAUGAAGAAGGACAUCGGUUUGAGCCUGGCGGACGACGCGGACCUGAAGCCGCACCUCCGCGACGCGGAGAGCAUCCUCAGCUCCCCGGACCUGGGGCUCCUCAAGCUGGCCUCCCCGGAGCUGGAGCGGCUCAUCAUCCAGUCCAACGGGAUGGUCACCACCACGCCAACCAGCUCCCAGUUCCUCUACCCGAAGACGGUGACGGACGAGCAGGAGUUCGCGGAGGGCUUCGUGAAGGCGCUGGAGGACCUGCACAAGCAGAACCAGCUGAGCGGAGCCGGGCAGACCGGCGGCAGCCUGGACCUGGGGGCCAACAUCGCCCCGGUCACCGUGCAGCCGGACCUGCCGGUCUACACCAACCUGAACAGUUACGGCAGCGGGCCGCUGGGGACCACCGUCAACUACUCCACGGACACGGUCCCCUUCCCGCCGCCCCCUCCUCCACCUCCUCCGCCUCCACCUCCUCCGUCACAUCAUCUGGGGGCAGCCCCGCCGCAGUCGGAGCUCUCUCGGGUCCAGCCGCUGAAGGAGGAACCCCAGACGGUCCCAGACGUGCAGAGCUUCGGGGACAGUCCGCCGCUGUCCCCCAUUGACAUGGACUCGCAGGAGCGCAUCAAAGCCGAGAGGAAGCGGCUCCGGAACCGGAUCGCAGCCUCCAAGUGUCGGAGGCGCAAACUGGAGCGGAUCUCCAGGCUGGAGGACAAGGUCAAGACGCUGAAGACCCAGAACACCGACCUGGCCUCGACGGCCAGCCUGCUGAGGGAUCAGGUGGCCCAGCUGAAGCAGAAGGUCCUCACCCACGUGAACAGCGGCUGUCAGCUGAUGCCACACGAGGUUCAGGUGCACUAGUGGAGGGACGGAGCUGCGAGGAGGGGGGCGGACUGACCUGCAUGCAAGCCGGACCAACUUUCUUCAUGCUGGGUUUCUCUGUGCAUCGUAGCCCGGGUGUGUGCCCCUCCAAGUACCGCCAGAUCACCAACAGGCGUCAAGAACCUGCCGUGCAAAACCUGGGAGGACGAGAUGUGUCGAAUUGGAUCUUCACUGGACAAUAAUGUGUUCCUGAAACAAUUUCCUGACUCUGCCAGGAAGAGCAAAUAAGCUGCGUUUGGGAAGUGUUUACAUAAAUAAUUAGUUUUAUUUUGUCUGGGCCAUAAGAAGGGCAUUUGCCUUUUAUCAUAUUUGACAUGCUCUGCCUCUUACCAGUGAGCAAGGCAGCAGCACACUGGCAUUAUCUUAAUGACAUCUGGUCAUGGACGUUACUGAUGGAUGAGAGGCACUUUUUAAGGAGCUAUAUGCUAAACUUGGACGGCUGGCACACAAAACAAAUAAUCUCCUGUAAAAAUGUUUACAGACUGUGCAUUUACAGCCAACUGGACCAAACAGAACACAGUGUUUCUACAGUAUAUGAAUUGGCUGUGACAAAAGAUGCACAUACGCCCCUGUCUGAUUUGUAUGAGAUCAUCUAUAGCCUAUUUACAGUGAACAUCUGUAGGAAAACGUCUGCAUGUUGACAAACUCGAAUGUUGCCCACAACCGGGUGUCACAGGGAGCAAAUAAGCAGUGUUUAUAUCAUCUUCAACGUUCACACGGUAUUUUAUUUUUUGUACUUCAACUGUGUUCCUAUUUCAUUGUGUUAUUGUUUCGGUUGUAACCUUUUCUGUUGCAGACUGUUGCUAUCACCUUUGGCCUACAGUUAUUUGGCUUCAUGCCAUUGUGUUCUGAAAUAAAGCUGCUCAGCAAUAAACAGCAUUUUCUC